UCUUCACACUUAACUGCCAUAACCAAAACUGAACAAUUCUAUAACAAUUCAAUAUUCCAACCGAACUGCAAUCAAUACAGUUCCCCUCCACAUUCCUUGCAUCUGUGAUAAGAGAUGAAAGCAGAAAAUUUGCUGGCAUCAGCCAGCAUCAACAUAGGAGUAGCCAUGUUCAUCCUUUCACUUUUUUCCAUACUGAAAAAGCAGCCUUCAAAUGCACCAAUAUACUAUCCACGUCCCAUUUCUCUGAAUCACCAUAUCUUUUUGGACGAGCGUUUUACCUUUUCCCGAUUUCUUCCCUCACUGGAAUGGGUUCGUCGCGCAUCGCGAGUUUCCGAAGGGCAGAUUCUUCAGCAGUGUGGUCUUGACGUGCUCGUCUUCAUUAGACUGUUUAAAUUCGGGAUCAAUUUUUUCACUGUUUCCUGUGUUGUUGGUGUAUUGGUUUUGCUUCCACUUAACUAUAUUGACGGUGACAGACUAUCUUCACAAUUUCAUUCAGUGAAUUCUUUCACAAUAUCUAAUAUUAAAGGAGGUUCUAACAGGCUGUGGGUGCAUCUUUCUUGCUUGUAUUUUAUAUCUUGCUAUGGAUUAUACCUAUUGUACAAGGAAUAUAAAGAUAUCUGGUUGAAAAGGAUUCAGCAGCUACAUAACUUAAGGCAUCGACCAGAUCAAUUCACUGUCCUAGUUCGAGAGAUCCCUUUUUGCAAUGAGCACAAAGCUUAUGGUUGCUGUGUGGAUCACUUUUUUUCUAAACACUAUCCAUCUUCUUAUCAAUCAUAUCAGAUUCUGUACGACUGCGAGGAACUCGAAAAGUUGCUAAUUCAUGGCAAAUCAAUCAGAGAAAGGAUUGAGAAAUUGACACAGCAGUCAUUGACUAAUAGAUAUACAAGACGAUCAGAUAGCUCAAAAAUAGAAAUACUCAAAGAAAUGCUUCAAGAUGUGUGUCGUAAGAUACGACACAUAAGGGGUGAGGCGAUGCUUUCAGAAAAGGAGUUGCCUGUUGCAUUUGUUACGUUCAGGUCUCGCUUGGGUGCUGCAUUAGCUGCCCAAUCUCAACAGCACUCAAAUCCUCUAGUAUGGAUCACAGGAAUAGCCCCAGAACCAAGGGAUGUUCUCUGGAGUAAUUUGGCGAUUCCUUAUCGACAUCUGCCGCUGCAUGAAAUUGUUGUCUUCUUGUUAGCAUCACUUCUCACAAUAUUCUUUGCCAUCCCUGUCACAGCUAUUCAAGGAAUUGCAAAAUUUGAAAAAUUACGAAAAUGGUUUCCACCUGCAAUGGCAGUGCAAUUAAUACCAGGACUAAGAUCCAUUGUGACAGGCUAUCUUCCAAGUGUGAUUCUGAAUUUUUUUAUUUACAUUGUUCCCUUUUGCAUGAUUGCUAUGGCACAAAUGGCGGGUUAUAUUUCAAGGAGUAAGAAGGAUAUAAAAGCUUGUAAUAUGGUCUUCUAUUUUCUUGUGAGAAAUGCAUUCUUCUUGAGCUUAUUAUCUGGAUCCUUACUAGACCAAAUUGGGGAAUCUUUCACUCAUCCUAAAGAUUUUCCCAGUCAUCUAGCCAGUGCUGUUUCUGCCCAAGCAGACUUUUUCAUGACAUACAUCUUGACAAAUGGGCUGUUUGGAUUUUCUUUAGAGAUUCUCCAACCAGGAUUAUUCAUGUGGAACUACAUAAAAUCCCACACAUGGCACCGCGGAAAGAGGAAAACUGCAUAUCUUAACUCAAUACCUUAUUACCGAAUUAUUCCUUUUGUUGCUCUCUCUAUACUGAUUGGCAUGGUAUAUGCAAUUAUCUCGCCCUUGCUUCUGCCAUUUCUAGUUGGCUACUUCCUGCUAGGCUAUGUUGUUUUCAUUAACCAGAUUGAAGAUGUUUAUAUAACUUAUUAUGAGACAUGUGGUCAAUAUUGGCCAUGCAUUUAUCUGUACAUUCUUGUUGCUCUCAUCCUAAUGCAAAUAACUAUGGUUGGUGUCUUUGGACUGAAGUCAAAGCCCUCCGCAUCCAUUUCUACAAUUCCUCUACUUCUUCUCACUUUCAGUUUUAAUGAAUACUGCAAGAGGCGGUUUGUUCCAACAUUUCACAAAUACUCUAUGCAGGAUGCAAAGAAAAAUGAUGAACUUGAUGAGCAAAAUGGUUUGAUGGAGGCUAACUUACAAAAUGCACUUGAUGCUUAUUGCCCUCCUUUUUUGCGACCUGUUGACUUUGAAGUUGAAGAAUCUUGCUCGACACAGCCAUUAAUAUCCCCAAAAUGACUCACGUAGUAUGCUCAUUUUCCUAUCUCGAUUCAUAACCAUCUCUUGGAUGCUUAAUUCACAAGAUACAGAAUGCAGCUGCCAUCGAUUUCCUCGGUGUAAGAACAUCUCGCUGUUAAAGAGCUUAAGUAGAGGUUGUCAAAGAAUCUGUUUGAUAUUUUAAACACAACUACAGUUCAAUCUUGUGUGAAGCGUUUCUCAGUUGUACUCGUCUACUUCAUUUUGAAGAACUGGCGUCAUUUUAGUGGAUUCUUCCCCUGCUUGCUGAUGUUUUCAGUUUCA
Molecule: messenger RNA, 2517 nt
Organism: Coffea eugenioides
Lineage: Eukaryota; Viridiplantae; Streptophyta; Magnoliopsida; Gentianales; Rubiaceae
Product: CSC1-like protein At3g54510
Exons: 10
Coding region: 115-2235 (706 amino acids)
Cellular component (GO): plasma membrane
Molecular function (GO): calcium-activated cation channel activity
Source: RefSeq, a predicted model, not a curated record